Beta vulgaris subsp. vulgaris (sugar beet) is the source of this 2107-nucleotide messenger RNA. RefSeq names its product UDP-glycosyltransferase 76B1. The transcript has 2 exons. Bases 592 to 1974 code for a protein of 460 amino acids. The record is from RefSeq and is a predicted model, not a curated record. Gene Ontology annotation, molecular function: UDP-glycosyltransferase activity. NCBI's taxonomy places the organism in Eukaryota, Viridiplantae, Streptophyta, Magnoliopsida, Caryophyllales, Amaranthaceae.
UCAAGAGUGGAGGUCCCCAAAUUUUCUAGAUAAUCCAAACAGAAAAGCAGAACUGAUAUUAUUGCUCUCUCUCCUCUCACAUGGUUUGCUUAGUGUUCACUAAAGACUUUUCACUAAAAAAAAUUGGUGUGAUCUAUAUUAAGAAAUGCAUCUAUUUUGAAUUGUGUCAUUUGUCCUUUAAUGGGCAGUUGGCACCAAUUAUUAACAUUAGCACGACCACCAAUUUUUUUUAGACAGCCUUGCUGAUACUAAGUGGUAACCUCAAUAAGGUAAUUCAUACUGAUUAAACGCUUGAAUUUAUUUUACAGAAAUAGAAAGUGAAAUUGGCACGAGUCGAUAAAAAUAACUAAAAUUAGCAAGAUGGAAAAUGGCAUGGCUGCAGGAAAAGUCUCCUCUUGCAUGUGGACUGUUGCCAAAAGGUAACUUACUAACCAGCAUUAGCAUCAUAAGCAAGACAGAAAACCUAGUAAGGAAAAGCUGAUUAAUGUCAUUACCUUUAUAAGAGAUUCCGCAUGUUUGGAAUAUGCAGUAUAUAUGUCAAUAGAAGAAGGCACAAACAUCUGCAGUUGGUAGCCAGUUUCUAAAACAUCAAUGGAGAAGAAGCAAGAAAACAAACUUUGUUGCAGAGUGGUACUCUUUCCUCAGCCAUAUAUAGGCCACAUAACCCCAAUGCUGAACUUAGGAAACGCCCUUCACCAUAAGGGCUUUUCCAUCAAUGUAAUUCACACCCGUUUCAACUCCCCAAAUCCUACUGAAUUCCCCAACUUCAACUUCCACUUCAUUGAAGAUGUCCUGUCAAAAGCUAAAACGCCGUUGUCAGGUUCUUUGGAUACCAUAACUAUCCUUAAUAAGAGCUGCUUGGAGCCUUUCCGGGAAUGUUUAUCCCAGAUUUUGGAGGAAGCUUCCAAGGACAAAGAGCCGGUAGCAUGCUUAAUAUCAGACCCCUUGUGGGAGUUUACAGGGAUUGUUGCUGAUCAACUCAAUGUCCCAAGGCUUGCGCUAAGAACUGGUGGCCUGUUAGCUUCCAUUCUUUAUGAAUCCUUGCCGCUUCUUCAGGAAAAAGGCUAUUUCCCCCUCCAAGAUACUCGAAAAGAAGAGCCAGUUUUAGAGAUUCCACCUCUUAAAGUAAAAGACCUACCUCCAGAAAGAGAUCAUGAUGUAUUAGUUAGCAUGGUAAAAGAAACCAAGAGCAACUGUCAGGGUAUCAUCUGCAACACAUUCAAAGAACUUGAAGGCCCAACACUGGACAGAGUUCAUGGAGCUUUUCUUGCUACUCCUAUCUUUCUGAUAGGUCCACUACAUAAAAGCUCUCCAGUUUCUAAGAGUAACCUAGUUAGUACAAACGAAAGCUCCAUUACCUGGUUAAACAAACAUGCACCAAAUUCUGUACUAUAUGUAAGCUUUGGGACUCUUGCAGCAGUAAGCAAGGAACAAUUUCUAGAGGUAGCUUGGGGACUGGCCAAAAGCCAGCAGCCCUUCCUAUGGGUGACUCGACCUAGGUUAAUUAAUGGCCUGGAGAAAAAUGACGAGUUAUUUCCAGAAGAAUUUCUAGAGACCCUGAAUGAGAGGGGCCACAUUGUUACAUGGGCACCACAGCAACAGAUUUUGGCUCAUCCCGCUAUUGGGGGAUUCUGGACUCACUGUGGGUGGAAUUCAACCAUCGAGAGCAUCUGUGAAGGGGUACCGAUGAUUUGCUUUCCAUUUUUUGGCGAUCAGAUGAUGAACGCUAGACACGUAACCGAUGUUCUGAAGGUCGGAUUGCAAUUGGAGAAAGGACUUGAAAGACAGGAGAUAAACAGGGCGAUCAGAAGAUUAAUGGUUGAAAAGGAAGGUCAAGAAAUGAGAGAACGGAUAACUUCUUUAAAAGAGAAAGCAGAUCAUUGCCUAGUAAAAGGAGGGUCUUCAUAUGAAUCAUCAGACCAACUGACCAGUCACAUUCUAUCAUUCUGUGGUGCUGAAAAAAUGAAAAGCUGAAGAAACUUCAGACAAAAGUGUAGAAUCUGCAAAUAAUGAGUCAUUUCAUCCUCAAAUCAUGGGCAGAUGAUACAAUCCCUUGUUUGUUCAAGCAGCUAAACAAUAAUACAGUUUAUCUUUGUUUUGUUCUUUA